Molecule: messenger RNA, 621 nt
Organism: Cylindrotheca closterium
Lineage: Eukaryota; Bacillariophyta; Bacillariophyceae; Bacillariales; Bacillariaceae
Source: the annotation of a GenBank genome assembly
AUGCGAUUCAAGACGUAUGCCAGGAGGACAAGGGAUCCUGAUCUCCCACUAAAGGAGGAUGAAGUUCUUGCAGAUGAUGCAGGUAGAAAGAAGAUAAAGAAGCCGCGCCAUGCAAAUUCAUUGGCCAUGGAGAUGCUGACAAUGGCGUUCACUUCAGCCUCAAUGAUGGGAAUGAUUGCUGAUGCAGUCAUGGUAGAUUGGCCAAGUGGCCUUGCCUACAAGAAGGUGAUUGCUACUCUGUUCAAGCAAUACAGACCUAGUGAUGUGAUGUCAAAGGUCGAGAUGAGACGUGAGAUGGAUCAAGUAAACAUGAAGAAAGAUAAUGAUCCAAACACAUUUUUUGAACAGAUCAGCCAAAUUGAGGAUAAGUAUGUCACCCAAAAGUUAAGUCUUGAGGACUUACUUGCAAUUGUAUUGGAUGCUGCACCUAUUGAAUAUGGUGCCACAAUCACAGCAGAAACGAGAAACAAAGGGAAUGCACUUACAUUGGAGAACAUCAGAGAAGCAAUGCAUGUGCAAUGUUGUAUCAUGUACCCAGCAGCAAAGACAAAGAAAACCUCCUCAGCCAAAGCAGUGGAACUUUCAUCAGUGGACAAUGUGGGUGAUAUGUUACUGUUGUAA